This is a messenger RNA of Penaeus chinensis, 4200 nucleotides long. Its product is annotated as calphotin-like. The transcript is spliced from 2 exons. The record is from RefSeq and is a predicted model, not a curated record. NCBI's taxonomy places the organism in Eukaryota, Metazoa, Arthropoda, Malacostraca, Decapoda, Penaeidae. The coding region runs from base 1 to 3789 and encodes 1262 amino acids.
AUGAAGGUCCCAGGUGGCGCCCUCCUGCUCCUGCUUGUGCCGCUUUGCCUCGCCGUCCCGCAGGGCUACAACUAUGCCUCGCCCGCUGAUACGGCUUUCGCUCUAGCGCCUUCUCAAGCCCCUGCCACUGCUCCUGCGCAAGUGCCUGCUCCUGCGCAGACCCCUGCCGCUGCUCCUGCUCAAAUCCCUGCCUUUGUUCCUGCUCCUGCACAAGUCCCUGCCCCUGCUCCUUCUCAAGCCCCUGCUCAAAUCCCUGCCUUUGUUCCUGCUCCUGCACAAGUCCCUGCCCCUGCUCCUUCUCAAGCCCCUGCUCAAAUCCCUGCCUUUGUUCCUGCUCCUGCUCCUGCACAAGUCCCUGCCCCUGCUCCUUCUCAAGCCCCUGCCCCAGCUCAAAUCCCUGCCUUUGCUCCUGCUCAGACCCCUGCCGCUGCUCCUGCUCAAAUCCCUGCCUUUGCUCCUGCUCAAGUCCCUGCUCCUGCUCAGACCCCUGUCGCUGCUCCUGUUCAAAUCCCUGCCUUUGCUCCUGCUCAAGCCCCUGCCCCAGCUCCUGCUCAAGUCCCUGCCCCUGCCCCUGCUCCAGCUCAGGCUCUCGCUCCAGCACCUGCCCAAGCCAAUGGCCCUGCAUUUGCCUUGACCGCUGCUCAAGCUCCGGCUUCUGCGCCUGCCCUAGCCCCUGCCCCUGCUCCCAUGCCCUACGCCUAUGGGUAUGACGUUAAUUCCCUUGAUGCCCAGAGCCGCCCAGUCGCCUUUGGGCACCAGGAGGAGGCCCGGGCCAAUGGACAGACCGUCGGUCGUUACUACGUCCAGCACCCGGACACGCGGCUCAUGAUCGUCGACUAUUUCAGCGACAUCACAGGCUUCCAUCCCACAUACAGUUUCCAGGGCCAGGCUGUGAGCCCUCAGGUCUCUGCUCCUGCUCCCCAACCUGCUUCUCAGCCUGCUCCUCAGAUUGCCCCUGCUCCUGCUCCCCAGCGUGCUCCUCAGUUUGCCCCUGCCCCUGCUCCUGCUCCUGCUCCUCAGCCUGCUCCUCAGUUUGCCCCUGCCCCUGCUCCUGCUCCCCAGCGUGCUCCUCAGUUUGCCCCUGCCCCUGCUCCUGCUCCUGCUCCCCAGCCUGCUCCUCAGUUUGCCCCUGCCCCUGCUCCUGCUCCCCAGCCUGCUCCUCAGUUUGCCCCUGCCCCUGCUCCUGCUCCUGCUCCCCAGCCUGCUCCUCAGUUUGCCCCUGCCCCUGCUCCUGCUCCCCAGCCUGCUCCUCAGUUUGCCCCUGCCCCUGCUCCUGCUCCCCAGCCUGCUCCUCAGUUUGCCCCUGCCCCUGCUCCUGCUCCCCAGCCUGCUCCUCAGUUUGCCCCUGCCCCUGCUCCUGCUCCCCAGCCUGCUCCUCAGUUUGCCCCUGCCCCUGCUCCUGCUCCCCAGCCUGCUCCUCAGUUUGCCCCUGCCCCUGCUCCUGCUCCCCAGCCUGCUCCUCAGUUUGCCCCUGCCCCUGCUCCUGCUUCCCAGCCUGCUCCUCAGUUUGCCCCUGCCCCUGCUUCUGCUCCCCAGCCUGCUCCUCAGUUUGCCCCUGCCCCUGCUCCUGCUCCCCAGCCUGCUCCUCAGUUUGCCCCUGCCCCUGCUUCUGCUCCCCAGCCUGCUCCUCAGUUUGCCCCUGCCCCUGCUUCUGCUCCCCAGCCUGCUCCUCAGUUUGCUCCUGCCCCUGCUCCUCAACCCGCCCCUGCCCCUGCUCCUGCCCCUGUUUCUUCCCCUGCCCCUGCCCCUGCUCCUCAAAUUGCUCCUUUUAACAGGCCAAUUAUCCUCCUUACCCAGUCUCCCCUGACUAUUCCAAAUUCUGCUGUCCGUCCUACUUCAUCAUCUCCAGCACAGGCUGCUCCUGCCUCCCUUGCCCCUGCAUCAGCUCCUCAGCCUACCUUCCCUGCCUUUGCACAGUUCCCUCAGGCUGUCCCUGCCCCACAGUUCCCUCAGGCUGUCCCUGCCCCACAGUUCCCUCAGGCUGUCCCUGCCCCACAGUUCGCCUCUGCUCCUGCUAGACUUCAGCCGACUCCUCAGGUGGCCACUGCCCCAGCUCCUGCCAGAAACCAGCCAGCUUUCCCUGUUGCUCAGCCUCUUCAGUCUGUCCCUGUUCCUACUGGUGGCCAGGCUGCCCUUUCCUCUCCAUCAGCUCCUGCACAGCCUGCCCAGUUUGCGCCUGUUCCUACUGGAGGCCAAGCUGUCCUUUCCUCUCCAUCAGCCCCUGCACAGGCUCCGCAGGCUUUUGCUGCUCCAGCAAGAAGUCAGUCACCCCUUCCACCUCCUCGUCUUCCAGUACAAGCUUCCGCCCCUGUUCUUAGUGGUGGCCAAGCUGCCCUUUCCUCUCCAUCAGCUGCACAACCUAUUCAGUUUGCGCCUGUUCCUACAGGUGGCCAAGCUGCCCUUUCUUCUCCAUCAGCUGCCCAACCUGCUCAGUUUGCGCCUGUUCCUACAGGUGGCCAAGCUGCCCUUUCCUCUCCAUCAGCUGCACAACCUGCUCAGUUUGUGCCUGUUCCUACAGGUAGCCAAGCUGCCUUUUCCUCUCCAUCAGCUGCCCAACCUGCUCAGUUUGUGCCUGUUCCUACAGGUAGCCAAGCUGCCUUUUCCUCUCCAUCAGCUGCCCAACCUGCUCAGUUUGCGCCUGUUCCUACAGGUGGCCAAGCUGCCUUUUCCUCUCCAUCAGCUGCCCAACCUGCUCAGUUUGUGCCUGUUCCUACAGGUAGCCAAGCUGCCUUUUCCUCUCCAUCAGCUGCCAAACCUGCUCAGUUUGCGCCUGUUCCUACAGGUGGCCAAGCUGCCUUUUCCUCUCCAUCAGCUGCUCAACCUGCUCAGUUUGCGCCUGUUCCUACAGGUGGCCAAGCUGCCCUUUCCUCUCCAUCAGCUCCUGCACAGGCUCCACAGGCUUUUGCUGCUCCAGCAAGAAGUCAGUCCCCUCUUCCACCUCCCCGUCUUCCAGUACAAGUGUCUGCCCCUGUUAGCAGCCAGGCUGCUUUCUCUUCUCCAUCAGCUCCUGCACAAUCUGCUCAGUUUGCGCCUAUUCCUACUGGUGCCCAGGCUUCUCUUUCUUCCCCAUCAGCUCCUGCACAGGCUGCUCAAUCUUCGCCUUUCACACCUUUUGUCUUCCUUUUACAAAACCCACCGUCUUCCAUAUCUAACGGAUUCCCAGCUGCUCCUGCUUCAACAGGACCUGCACUGGCUGCUCAAUCUCCUGUUCUCGUCCCUUCUAGAAGUCAGGCUCCAUUCCCUGCUCCUCAACUUUCCCCUGUACCAUUCAGAAGCCAGGCUGCCUUCUCUGCACCAGCUCCCAGGCCUAUCCUAGCACCAGUUAGAAACCAGGCUGCUCUUCCUGUUCCGCAAGCUUUGCCUGCUCCUGUCAGAAGUCAGGCUGCUUCUCCAGCUCCCAUACCAGCUCCUCAGCCAUUCUCUGCCCCUUUUAGAAGUCAGCCUGCCCUUCUAUCUCCAGUUCAGAGCCGCCAGCCUUCCAUCGUGCCAACCAGGGCACAAGUCUUCCCCAUAUCACAGGUUCAACAGCCUUCAGCCCCUGUCCUGCUGCAGCAAGUGUCUUCUUUGCCUUCCCAGUCGUCCUUCAACAUAAACAGGGGUCAAGUCUUCCUUCCCAACCAGUCUGUAGUCUCCCCAUCAGCAGGUUCUUCCGCUUCUGUGGAUUCUCAGUCUAAUGAUAGACGCAGCAGCAGUAAGGAAGUGUCAAGGGAAGAUGACAAUGGUGAUGAUGACAGUGAUAAGGAAGAUGACAAUGAGGAUGAUGACAGUGACAAGGAAGAUGACAAUUGAGAGCGAGGUAAAGAAACCCCCUUUCUCUCAGGGCCGUUUUGCAUUAUUUGCAGAAUCCGUUUACCAGGAACACUGACAGACGUGUGUGAAUUCCUGGCGUAUUGCUAAAAUUUGUAUCUAAUAUGUCUUGAUUUUAUUUUUAUACUGCAAAAUGUUAUGUUGCAUUCUUUUUUAGGGUAUUCUAAAGACUGAGUGUAGCUUCGUCUACAAGUAUUGAUAUUCAAAGAAUAUGGUGAUAGACUUAGCACAUAUAAGCGAUAUGUACUGAUGUCUAUUGCUUAAAACAAAUACGUGUAUAUUAUUCUUAACUUUUAUAUCUUUCGAGAUAUAUAUAUAUAUAUAUUGUAAGUGUAUAUUUCUUAGUAGUACUGUUACCUAUUUUAUUGUUAAUUAAAACAUUACAUUCCCUUC